Messenger RNA from Tupaia belangeri chinensis (Chinese tree shrew), 5547 nucleotides. RefSeq names its product hook microtubule tethering protein 3 (gene HOOK3). Gene Ontology annotation, biological process: cytoplasmic microtubule organization; cytoskeleton-dependent intracellular transport. Gene Ontology annotation, cellular component: cytoplasm; centrosome. Lineage: Eukaryota; Metazoa; Chordata; Mammalia; Scandentia; Tupaiidae. Gene Ontology annotation, molecular function: dynein light intermediate chain binding; microtubule binding. Bases 479 to 2686 code for a protein of 735 amino acids. The transcript is spliced from 23 exons. The record is from RefSeq and is a predicted model, not a curated record.
GGUUCCCCUCGCAGCGGUCCAGGCCCUGGGGACCCUUGGGCACGACGCCUCUUGCUCGCCUUUGUUGUCGCGUUCACGGAGGACGGAGUAGCCCCUUGGAGAGUGAGCCCUGUCCGCCCCAGAAGAAAAGAGAAGUACUUUUUUGAAAGGAGCCUAGGAAAAAUAAGGAAAGGCACCCAGGGACUGAGCAUUUCAAAUGCGAGAUGCAUUUUGGCGAUUAGGAAGUAAGCGGUGUGGAGGUAUUUACGGAAGGUAGCAAAGGUAGACAUUGAAAAUAAUUUGGAAGGUUUUGGGGAAUCAGCAAUGGAACCCUAAGACAUUUUAGGGGUAAUGUGGCAUUCAAAUAUUAAGUCGUGAAUCGGUCAUCAAAGUCCUCAUUUUAAAGUAUGUGUGCAACUCUGAUGCCAGCAGUCGUACUUACAACAUCCUCUUCAGGAACCUCGCAGUGAGCCCAUGUUUGGGUGUUUUUCAAACUGUGAUGCUACCCCGGUCGGUGGGGGGGCGGAUUCGCAGAGCUACUGGGAGAAACCUAGCGCUGCUGCUUCCGGAGCAUUCAUUUUACCUCUUCCUAAAGAUCCAGACAUUUAACGUGGAUGCACCAUGCCAGACCGUGGAAGAUUUAACGAGUGGGGUUGUGAUGGCCCAGGUUCUUCAAAAGAUAGAUCCUGUAUAUUUUGAUGAAAAUUGGCUAAACAGAAUUAAAACUGAAGUAGGAGAUAAUUGGAGGCUAAAGAUAAGCAAUUUAAAGAAAAUUUUAAAAGGAAUUCUGGAUUACAAUCAUGAGAUUUUAGGGCAGCAGAUUAAUGACUUUACCCUUCCUGAUGUGAACCUCAUCGGGGAGCAUUCUGAUGCAGCAGAGCUGGGAAGGAUGCUUCAGCUCAUUUUAGGCUGUGCUGUGAAUUGUGAACAGAAACAAGAGUACAUCCAAGCCAUUAUGAUGAUGGAAGAGUCCGUUCAACACGUCGUCAUGACAGCCAUUCAAGAGCUGAUGAGUAAAGAAUCUCCUGUCUCUGCUGGAAAUGAUGCCUAUGUGGACCUUGACCGCCAGUUGAAGAAAACUACAGAGGAACUAAAUGAAGCUUUGUCAGCAAAAGAAGAAAUUUCUCAAAGAUGCCAUGAAUUGGAUAUGCAGGUUGCAGCACUGCAAGAAGAGAAAAGCAGCUUGUUGGCAGAGAAUCAGGUAUUAAUGGAGAGACUUAAUCAAUCUGAUUCUAUCGAAGACCCUAACAGUCCAGCGGGAAGAAGACAUUUGCAGCUCCAAACUCAAUUAGAACAGCUCCAAGAAGAAACAUUCAGACUGGAAGCAGCCAAAGAUGACUAUCGAAUUCGCUGUGAAGAGCUGGAAAAGGAAAUCUCUGAACUUCGGCAGCAGAACGAUGAUCUCACCACACUGGCAGAUGAGGCUCAGUCUCUGAAGGAUGAGAUAGAUGUUCUUCGGCAUUCUUCCGAUAAAGUUUCUAAACUAGAAGGUCAAGUAGAAUCUUACAAAAAGAAACUAGAAGACCUUGGUGAUUUGAGGCGGCAGGUUAAGCUCUUAGAAGAGAAGAAUACAAUGUACAUGCAGAACACCGUCAGUCUAGAGGAGGAGCUGAGAAAGGCCAAUGCAGCUCGAAGCCAGCUCGAGACAUACAAGAGACAGGUAGUAGAACUGCAAAAUAGAUUAUCUGAAGAAUCAAAGAAAGCAGAUAAAUUAGAUUUUGAAUAUAAGCGGCUAAAAGAAAAAGUUGACAGUCUUCAAAAAGAAAAGGAUAGGUUAAGAACAGAAAGGGAUUCUCUGAAGGAAACCAUUGAAGAGCUUCGUUGUGUACAGGCUCAAGAAGGGCAGCUUACAACUCCAGGGUUAAUGCCUCUGGGAAGUCAGGAGUCUUCGGACAGUCUGGCCGCAGAGAUCGUGACCCCUGAAAUCAGGGAGAAACUUAUUCGUCUUCAGCAUGAGAAUAAGAUGUUAAAACUUAACCAGGAGGGUUCAGACAAUGAAAAAAUUGCCUUAUUGCAGAGCCUCUUGGAUGAUGCAAAUCUGCGCAAGAACGAACUGGAGACGGAGAACAGGCUGGUGAAUCAGAGACUUCUGGAAGUACAGUCACAAGUUGAAGAGUUGCAAAAGUCUUUACAGGACCAAGGCUCAAAAGCAGAAGAUUCAGUUCUCCUAAAAAAGAAGCUUGAAGAACAUCUAGAGAAGCUGCAUGAAGCCAAUAAUGAAUUACAGAAGAAGAGAGCCAUUAUUGAAGAUCUUGAGCCAAGAUUUAACAACAGCUCCUUAAAAAUUGAAGAAUUACAAGAAGCUUUAAGAAAGAAGGAAGAGGAAAUGAAGCAAAUGGAAGAACGAUAUAAAAAAUACUUAGAGAAAGCCAAAAGUGUUAUUCGUACUUUAGAUCCUAAACAAAAUCAAGGAGCAGCACCAGAAAUACAAGCUCUUAAAAACCAACUCCAGGAACGGGACCGACUGUUCCACUCAUUAGAGAAAGAAUAUGAGAAAACAAAGAGUCAAAGAGAGAUGGAAGAGAAAUACAUUGUUAGUGCCUGGUACAAUAUGGGAAUGACUCUGCAUAAGAAGGCGGCUGAAGAUAGACUGGCUAGCACAGGGUCAGGGCAGUCCUUUCUGGCCAGGCAGAGACAAGCAACCAGCACGAGGAGGUCUUACCCAGGCCACGUGCAACCAGCCACAGCAAGAUGGGUCACCGCAUAGGAGGAGGAGAUUUCAUGUACUUGCUACUUGGAAGUUCGAGUUUUACUUAGUUCUGUAUAUUAAACACAAAUAAGCAACUAUACAUUCUGAGAAUUUUCAGAAACUAUAUUCAAGUGAUUGUAAAUCCUUCUUUUUUUCAUAAGUGAAUCUAAAAAUUGUAGUGUUUUUAUUUGUCCUCAGAAACCGUAGCUAUAGAAGGUAUGAGAAUAUACACAAGCUGACUCCGUACAGUUUGCUAAUCUUUAACAUUCGUACAGAAGUCUGAGCAUAAUGUGAAACUUCUGCCUGAUCACACACAAGCAGCAAGAAUGACUAAGAAAGGAGAGAGCCACUGAGUAGAUUGCAUGGCGGGGUUUCAGGAGGCCGAGCAGACCUAGUCAGCGCAUGAAGUUGUGACAGUGAUCAGAAACUACUCAUGAUGGUUCUUACCCCCACUCUUAUAUCAUAAAUAGCGUGAGGAUUCAGCUGUUUCUAAAACAAAUUAGAAUGUGAACAUUAAUCUUUAUAAAAUUAAAGCUACUAGAAAAUUAUACCUGUAGAAUAAGAUAGGUAAAAACAAAAGUCUGUGAACUACUCAUUAAAUGAAUUGUAUCGUGUGAGAUGAGGGUGUUAGGUUUGGCUCUCUGUUUACUGCCCUCAUUCUGGUCUCCAACCCAGCCACCUGCCCAACAUUUCCUCUCUGAAUGGCCUGGGAAGGUGCCAGGGUCCUAGAGGGAAGUUUUAGCUCUGAUUUUCUUCAGCACCUGUACUAUGCUGUGAUUUUGGUGAUUGUAUUUAUAACGUUAUUCACCUAUAUCUUUAAAGUUCAGUAUAUUACUUCUAUUACAUAGAAGAAAUUGUAUUUCUAAACAUUUUAUAGAAUUUAAAAACAAAACAGGCUUUUAAAAGAAGUAACAUCUGAAUAUACUUUAGGUAUCGGAAAGCCAAGAGUAAAACUUCACUGUGACAGUGGUGGCCCAGCUUUGGGUGGGACUGAGGAUAUUUCUGUUUAUCCAAGAACAACUUCUCAGGAGGUUGGCGAUGAUGUAUGGCCUCUCUGGGAGUUGAGUGACAUUUGGAGCUUUAUCUGGAUGUGAGGGAAGCUGUGCUCUGUUCUCACCAACUCCUCGCACACAGCAGCCUCAGGGUGCUGCUGGCUCGGACACUGGCCCACCCGGUGUCUGCAGCGGAGCCAGGGCCGCGGUGCUGCCUCAGGAGCAGUGAGCUGUCACACAGCGUCUAGGCCUUACAGCCACAAAGCUGGACUUCAGUUUCUCUUCUUACUAGGGUAAGAAAAUACAAAGUAAGUGAAAAAAGUGAAGACUAUUAAAACAUAGCAUUUAUGUCCCACAAGUGUGUAGUUAAGUUGAUAACCAGAAAUGAAUCCAGGAAGCGUACUAGCUAAUCACAUCUGAAAAGCGCAUAAGCAAUACAGUUGUACAUAUUUUAAAACACUUUUAAAAACUGAUGAUAUAUUUUUACUAUUUGUCUAAUUACUUAAUAAUGACCACGAAGGUGUGGGGUCUAGUGGCUGAAGCGCAGAUUGACUGUGACUGACUGUACAGAUUGGGUCCUGCAGGCUCAUGUGCAGGCCCAGAAUCCCGAAAGGAGGGAGAAAUGGAGACGGGAUUGUGGUGUGACCGUUCUCCAUGGGGGGUGCUUUCUCACUUUUCUUCUCUUUUUUUCUCUCUCUCUUUGCCCAGCAAGCACACAUAUCCUCUCGUCAGAUUAAAAUAAUAAUUUAAUAACCAAGAAAAACAAGUCCCUAAAUAAAGGCCCCAUAUUCUGAAACUUAGCAAGAGUGAAUUAUUUCUAGUAGAUAUCCUUAACCUGGUAAAAUCGACUUCAAGGGAUGAUUAGAUUACAAUAGGGACAAAGUGGUCUUACAGGGUCAUCAGAAAAGUCAUGACACAUUUCUGCAUAGGAAAACAUGUCAUGACUUUUCCGACAACCCAAUACUUUGUGGAAAUUUUGUGUGUACACUAAAAGCCUUAGUUGUACAAAACUGAGGUAAAUGUUAUCCAGACAGAAACAUGAUCCUACAUAUUUUAUCAUUUCUCACGAAGGAAUGAAAACCCAUGCCGUGCCAACAGCUUGAUAGUGAGUGUUAAGUGAAAGAUGAGUCAGGGUGCAGAAAAAGGACAGAUUUCAUUUAUGAGCGGCUGUACUCACAUUUUCUUUUCCAUGGCAGUUUGGUUUAUUCUCGUUUGCUAAGUAAUAAUAUAAAAUAUUUUCGAGUGUCUCUUAUUCCUACACAAGCAUUGUCUGUUGUUUUAGUGAGAAUACCAUGUUAAAAGCUUGAAAAUCUUUAUCCCAAUAUAAUAAUUAGCAUGAAAGAAAAUUUUGAAAUUAUUGUAACUCUCUUUGUUUAAUUUUGAACUGUCCAGUUUCAGCUCCCGGACUGUUACAAUUACCCUCAGUUGGAACAUGUGAGAUUUAGCUUAAGAAGCAUCCACAGCCUACAGGUAGUGGGAACAUAGCUAGUUACAGCCAUGUGGAUGAGCAUAUCUUUGAUGCUAAAGCAAGAGGAAAGCGCUUUUCAUCUUCCCUUUUUGCUAAGGGAAAAAUAACGUUAAGACAAAAUGCUUUUGCUGUCUUUUCAUUAAACUUUGCAAAAAUAUUUUUAUCCUUAUAUUAUGAAAAGAUUCUUUGCCUAGAAAUGGCCACUGAACUGAGAGAGCAUUGUACCCCUUAGCAGCAAAGACUAUGUGAUACCCUAAAGUAGAUAAAAGAAUGUUCUGAACAGAAUAAGAUGGGAUCUCAGAAUCUUUAAAAUUAUUGGGACCAGCAGUUAGCGUAAUGGCUGUGUUGCUGGACUCCCAUGUAGUCAACCACAGUUCGAGCCCCAGACUGGGUGACUUAAACUCAUGCCAGGUGCAUGU